AUGUCGGAAUCGCAACCCUCCCAAACCCCCGCUCCACAAAACCGUGGCGGCGGUCGUCGGCGCGGCCGCGGCGGAGCCCGCCAAUUCGAUCAGUCCGAUAUCCCAGAUGGCCCCGGAUGGGGAUCGAGAGCAAGAGGUGGUGGUCCGCGUCGCGGAGGUGGAGGCCGAGGAGGUCGUGGCGGGCAAAAUCGCGGCGUUGGUAAGCUAGAUGGUGCUGCAGAGGAUCCUGGAGCUGCCACGGGCCAGACCCUGUUAGACUCUACUACGCAAGAAUUGAAGGCAAAGGCAGCAGAGGAGGCCGAGGAUGAUGCCGACGACGCCGAGAUUUGCUUUAUCUGCGCUUCGAAGGUUGAGCACAACUCGGUAUCACCAUGCAACCACCGCACAUGUCACAUCUGUGCGCUGAGAUUGCGCGCGCUGUACAAAAACAAGGCCUGCGCACACUGUCGUACUGAGGCCAGCUAUGUCAUUUUCACAGACGACCCCGCAAAGCGAUACGAGGAUUUUACGGACGGCGAUUUUUCUCAGAAAGAUGAGAAUCUGGGUAUCAAGUACGAGCAGGAUGAGAUCUUCGAGGACACAGUCUUGUUAUUACGGUACAACUGCCCGGAACGAACCUGCGAUGUGGCUUGCUUGGGAUGGCCGGAUUUACAUCGGCAUGUCAAGAGUAAGCAUGGCAAAGUAAUGUGCGAUCUAUGUACUCGAAACAAGAAAGUCUUCACCCAUGAGCACGAGCUCUUUACUGUUUCCGAACUACGCAAGCAUGAAAGAUACGGCGAUGAUGUUCCUGGAGCUCUUGAUCAGAGUGGUUUCAAGGGUCACCCCGAGUGUGGUUUCUGUCGUCAAAGAUUCUAUGGAGACGAUGAGCUAUACGCUCACUGCCGUGACCGCCACGAAAGGUGUCACAUUUGCGAUCGUCGAUCCACAAACCGACAACAGCAAUACUAUAUUGACUACAAUGCACUAGAACAUCAUUUCGGAAAGGACCACUUUCUUUGUCUGGACAAGGAGUGCUUGGAGAAGAAGUUUGUAGUCUUCGAGUCACAGAUGGAUUUGAAGGCUCAUCAGCUUGAGUCUCAUCCCAAUGGACUUUCGGGACGUGAUGCGCGCGUGGACAUGACCGCUUUUGACUACAGAACACCAUAUCAACCUCCGCGACAGCGCCGUGGUGCUGGCCGUGGACGUGACCCGAACGCAGACACGGCUCCGUUAUCAACUGUGCAACCGCUGACGCGAGCCGAGGUUGCAUAUCAGCGACAGAUGGCUAUUCAAAGUGCCCAGUCAGUCUCGACGCGAAGUUUCGGUGGCCAGCUCUCUCGCGACGAAACACAGGCUGUGCGUGCUCCUCCACGGUCUGCCGGGCCUACUCCUACUCGAACACCACCUGCCCCCGCUACACCGGUGAACGAGAUGGAAGAUCUGAACAUCACCUCUGCUACUCCUGAAGACCGAGCCCGCCGCCUUCGACACACUGCCGUUAUUGAGCGAGCAUCAAACCUCCUCGGAAACGAUCAAACAAAGCUUAGCGAAUUUCGCUCACGAGUGUCAAGUUACCGCACCUCUCAAAUAUCCGCCACCGAACUCAUUGAUGCUUUCUUCUCUCUCUUCGACACAUCCAGUUCCGAACUUGGCAAGCUCAUCAAGGAGCUCGCAGAGAUCUACGAGGAAGACGCGAAGAAAAGCUCGUUGCUGAAAGCCUGGAAUGAUUGGCGCGCAAUCAACGAGGAUUACCCAGCUCUUCCAGGUCCUGGCGGUGUAAUUCCAGGCAUGGCUCCUGGCACAGUCAACACCAGUGGCACCGGUGCUCGGCGCGUUCUUCGAUUGAAGUCCUCAACAGCUCAGUCCUCUCGUGCCGCUGCUGGCCGAAGUGGCUCAGCGUCCUCUGCAAGCAACCCUUUCCCUCCCCUCUCGUCCUCAUCACGCCCUACACCUCGAGCUACCGCUACUGCCGCUGCUUGGGGCGGCACUACAAUUGCAGCACCUCCUCCCACAUCGCGGUCCUACGCCAAUCCAUCAUCUCGUUCGAAUGCUUCAUCUAGGCCUUCAGGUUCGGUCAACACCCGAGACUCCGAAGCGUUCCCGUCCUUACCGGCCGCACCUAAACCAAAUGUCCUCAUGGCGGGACUUACACGCGGUACCGUCCGCUGGGACGACCGUCGGCCACAACCAGCCAAUGCCUGGGCUUCGUCGGCAGACCCAGGUCCUGGAUCUUCUGCGGAAGAUUUUCCGGAUCUCUCUGCUGGCACGGGGAAGAAAGGAAAAGGAAAGAAGGGCAAACAAACACUCUUCCAUUUCGGCUGA
Messenger RNA from Aspergillus calidoustus, 2301 nucleotides. Lineage: Eukaryota; Fungi; Ascomycota; Eurotiomycetes; Eurotiales; Aspergillaceae. The record is from the annotation of a GenBank genome assembly.